Messenger RNA from Cuscuta epithymum, 1203 nucleotides. NCBI's taxonomy places the organism in Eukaryota, Viridiplantae, Streptophyta, Magnoliopsida, Solanales, Convolvulaceae. The record is from the annotation of a GenBank genome assembly.
GUAGUGUCCGUCGUUUAUUAACCCAUUACUUUAAUACAAAUUAAAAUAAGUUAAUGUCAUUUUAAAAUAACAAAAUCACCAAACAUGUCCUGCGAUCCGAUUCAAUAUAGAGAUCGUCACAACGUAACCACAAUAGUACUAAUCACCAUUGAGGCUUUAAAAUAUUGUUAACCAUAAGGACCGGAUCUUAUAUACGUAGUCAUUUUUUAUCAAGGGAGAAAGCUCAAAAUUGACAUUAAAAUUUUCUCAAAAACUCAUAUUGGGCACUUAACUUUUAAAUGAAUCAAAUUAACACAAAUUAUACAUUUUUGCAUCAUAUUUGGACACUCCUUACGUUAACGGCCUUACCCCGUCAAUUAUCAGGUUAUUCCUCUUGACCCUAAACCUAAAUAAACGCCAGCUCCCAUCAUUCAUUGUCCGGCAGAAUGAUGGCAGCCGGCUUUUUUGAUGGAUGGCAGCUAGCUUUUUUUAUGGCAGCCGGCUUUUUUGAAAACUUAAAACCAGCACAUAUACCUCCUCCCUCUUCGUCCAAAACAUUGUUUUGACUCCGGCGUACCUGCAAGACUCAUCACUUAGCUCGGACGGCAAUGGGAAAUAACAAUGCAAACAGUGGCAGGGGAGGAAUUGGACUGUCCACAUUCUUUCUCGUUUGUGCAUUAAUUCCAUUUGGUCAGCCUAGAUUGGGGAGUUCAUCCUCUGUUGGCCGGAGCCUUGGUUGCUGCUCACGUCGAUUUCGCCGUCGGAUUCGCCGGAAUCGGCCAUCUGGAGCCUCGCCGCCGCCUCGCCGCCGUCUGCCGCCGCCGCCGAAGGUCCAGGAGGUGCUACCGCAGUUGGUCCAGGAGUUCCAGAGCCGUCCAGAAGUCUCCACCGGGUCCAGAUCUGCUGCCAUCGCCGGUCCAGGAUCUGCCGCCAGUCCAGUCUGCUGCCGCGCUGCUGCCGCCAGUUCAGUCCGCUGCCGCCAAGCUCUACAGCAGCCCACGCUGCCUACGGUAAGUCGGGUAACCCAACCUCGGGCCCCGCUCAGGUAAAUAUGUGAUAAACAUCCUUGGUGUACCGGAGUGCCACCGGAUUUUUUUUAUUCCCCCGAUCCCCCACUGCUGACCUGCGUGGUCUUGGAUGCCGGCUGUGCCCGGCCCCAGGUACGUUUACUAAUCCUUUGUGUGAUUAUUAUUCGUAGUUCAUUCAUUUUAAUUUCAAGUUUGA